This is a messenger RNA of Electrophorus electricus (electric eel), 2857 nucleotides long. RefSeq names its product serine peptidase inhibitor, Kunitz type, 2 (gene spint2). NCBI's taxonomy places the organism in Eukaryota, Metazoa, Chordata, Actinopteri, Gymnotiformes, Gymnotidae. The record is from RefSeq and is a predicted model, not a curated record. Gene Ontology annotation, molecular function: serine-type endopeptidase inhibitor activity.
UUUUAUAAAUGAGUCCCUUGGAGUUGCAAGUAGACCUCAAUAACUGGACUGAACUGCUGUUCUAAGAGCUUGUACUGACACAAUGUGGAUGCAGAGCGAACUGCAAACUAAGAGGAAGGCCAAUCCACAAUAUAAGAAUUAGCGCAGGGUGACUAUUAACACAUCAUAAUUACAAAGUUACAAAUGUGUUCUGUUACAGUCUUUGAUGCUUAAUUUAUUUGAUUGAUUUCGUAUCAGUACUCAGUAGUCUCCUGAGAACGAAUUAAAAGGUCGCGAUCAAAAGACUUGGAACAAAUACUAAAGAAAUACAAAUACCUUUGAACUAGCUUAAGGUGUAGAGGCUGUGAAUUGCAGGAAAAAAACAAACAAAACUUUUCGACCGUGGAACUGUUGCGCAGUCAGGGAGUGUGUGAAAGACAGUAAGGCGUAUGAGGAAGUUAGUCGGUAGAAGACACCUGUCAACGAAAGAACAAUCCUCAUCGCACUUCGAUGAACAGGCACCACAUUAUGGCUCGGCUCCGUCUUUUUGCUUUUGUCAGCCUUGUGAGCUUGGUCCUUGGGCAGGAGGGAUGCGUUUGGGAUUUAAACACUGAAGUGAACCAAGGCCUGGACCCACUGUCGUUAGUCGCAGGUGCGACGUAUAUCGCUCACCUACCGGAACUUUCCGACGACGAGACUUGCCAACAAGCUUGUUGUGAUAAUGAAGCCUGCCAGCUUGCCCUCACUGAGACAAACUCUAAUGGCACCCUCGGAUGCUUCCUUGUAAACUGCAUGAAAGAAGACCAAGAUGUUUGUAUUCUGAUGCAAAGCGAUACGGUUAAAGUGUAUCGCAAAGCACCGGAGUCGACACCGGACAUUUUCGCCGUUCGCUCGGCCAACUCCACAGAUCGGUGCCGUUAUGUUAAUGCUGUGGGUCCUUGUCGUGCUGCCUUCAUCCGGUUCUUCUACAACGUCAGCAGCCAAACCUGUGAAAAGUUCAUCUACGGUGGCUGUGGUGGCAAUAACAACAUCUUCAACUCACCGGAAGACUGUUUGGCAGUGUGUGCAGGCGUGACAGGUGACAUGAUCAAUGACCCUGACACCUUGCCAAAAAAACCCAGAAUGGUUCAACAGGAGGACAAUGAAGAAGUUUCUUCUGAGGUUCCCCUACCUGAAGUGACAGUGGAAGAGUUUGCAGAGAAAUGCGAGGCUGCUCCACAGACGGGGCUCUGCAGGGCCUCCAUUCCCCGCUACUACUACGACAGCGGCGCCUGCAAGAGGUUCACAUACGGCGGGUGUGGUGGCAACCGGAACAACUACGAGACCGAGCAGGAGUGCAUGACAGCCUGCACAGUCAAGAUCAUGGAAAAGAACGUUGAUGACGACAAGGAGUACCAAGAGGCCUGCGGCGCGCCAUCUGAUUCAGGACCCUGCCGUGCCGCUUUCCCGAAGUUCUACUUUGACAGUGACAGUCAGUCAUGUCAUAUGUUCAUCUAUGGAGGCUGCAAAGGCAACAUGAACCGCUACAACACCAUGGAAGAAUGCAUGUCCAAAUGUGCUGGGGAGCACGGCAUGCCAGCGUUGGCCAAGCCGUGCCAUCACUGGUCUCCAGCCAUUUUCCUGAUGACAACGCUGACCAUCAUAUGCGUUAUGCUGCUGGUGGGUUUGAUUGUCAUCGCCAAACGUCGAGUCAAACGCCAGCAGCUCCUCGUCUUGGACGACCAGCGGGAGCUGCUGCCUGAGGAACAGCUCUCCGUGGAGGAUCCACCCAAGGCCGCUUUAUACUAAAUCUCUCUCUCUCUCUCUCUCUCUCUCUCUCUCUGCUAAAUUAAUCUCUUCACUCCAGUACUGCCACAAAACUGUUGCACACAACUGGCUUCCUUGGGAAUGCUUGGACGAGAUGUACCAUUUAGUAGACACAGUAUUGGUAACAACCAUCUUGAAAUAAAGUGAAUAAUGUUGGGUACUUUAACUACGUUAUAUAUACACUAUGUUGCUUUCGUAGAAUACAAUGGAAUUACAUCAUAAAAACAAUUCUUUAUAAUGUCUAGUCUGUUAAUAACAUAUGACUAUUAGUAAUUCUGUGUGGAAAAUUGUAUUGCUUAAACUUUGUUAGCAUAAUGCAAAUACUAUAUCACAGAUGGACAGGUCACGCGAACAGGCCUCAGGAGCAGAAAUCCCCAAGAUGCAAAGUGAGAGGUACAUGAUUUUAAUGUUUUAGUGUAAGGUUUAUUGUUGUAUAUUUCUCUUGAUGGAAAGAAUCCUGGUAGCACCAUAUCUCUUUACCAAUGGUUCUAGAUUUGUGUUAUAAAAUUUGUUCACUGAAUCAGUUCAUUUCUCAAAAAGGUUGUCUUUGCAUGAAUGUAUUCUCCUUUGAGGGAAGCUCUCAAAUUUGAAAGGUUUUUUCAAACUUCCCUUUCAACCUUCAGUCUACAAAAUGUGUAUACGUUUAUAUUUUCCCCCUUUAUAAGGUAAGGAAGGGCCAAAGGCCUGAAAUGUCACCCUUUAAUUUUUUUUUUUUUUUAGCUGCUCUUUACAUCCAUCCAUCCAUAUGUAUGGAUAUAUGGCUUUGGCAUUUUUUGAUAGUUACGUUUUUACUAGAAUUGUUUUUCCCUUCAGAUUUGAAUUUUGGUUUCAAUAUAAUGAUUACAUUAUUGCUGGAAAUGUUCUAAUCUCAUUACGAUCCCAUGAAGAGAAUAAAUUAUAAAGUUAGUACUUGUGUCAUGAGUAAACUAUUGCACUAUGAUGCAUUGUUGGUCAAGUUCAUAACGCAUGUGGAUCGUCGUAUUUGCAUAUGUAAAUCUGCAUAUUGGACUACGUCAUAUCCCUGAGCAAAUCUUUUCUGACAUAAAUAAAAUAAACGGUUGAAUAACUACAA